This is a messenger RNA of Melopsittacus undulatus (budgerigar), 2115 nucleotides long. RefSeq names its product alkylglycerone phosphate synthase (gene AGPS). NCBI's taxonomy places the organism in Eukaryota, Metazoa, Chordata, Aves, Psittaciformes, Psittaculidae. Gene Ontology annotation, molecular function: FAD binding; alkylglycerone-phosphate synthase activity. The transcript has 20 exons. The record is from RefSeq and is a predicted model, not a curated record. Gene Ontology annotation, biological process: lipid biosynthetic process. Bases 22 to 1935 code for a protein of 637 amino acids. Gene Ontology annotation, cellular component: peroxisome.
GCGGCACAACACGGAAGUGCGAUGGCGGCCGCGGCGGAGGAGGCAGCGGGAAGCGGCGGCGGCGGCUCCCCGUCCUCCGCCCGGCGGAGGCUGCGCAUCAUCUCAGGGCACCUGCGGAGCUCGCCGCGGGCUCCGGAGCGGGAAGCGCUCUCCCUGAGUCCCUGCAAGGCGCAGGGAGGCUCCACCGGGCCGGCCUCCGGCUCCAUCCCCAGGAAGCGGCAAGAACUUCUGAAAUGGAAUGGAUGGGGAUAUAAUGACUCCAAAUUCAUCUUCAAUAAGAAGGGUCAAGCAGAAUUCACAGGAAAAAGGUACAGAUUAGGUGGUAUGGUAUUACCGACUUUUAAGGAAUGGAUGGAAAAAACUUUUGGAGCCAGCCUGGAUCACAAAACUACCUCUAGAGCAACCUUAAAUGUUAAUGACGUACCUCCAUCCAUUGUAAAAGAAGAAUUUCUUCAGGAUCUUAGAGCCACUAAAAUCUCAUACUCACAGGAUGCAGAAGAUAGGGUAUUCAGAGCUCAUGGUCACUGCCUACAUGAGAUAUUUAUACUCAGGGAAGGAAUGUUUAAGCGAGUUCCUGAUAUAGUUGUAUGGCCUGUUUGCCAUGAAGAUGUAGUUAAAAUUGUGGAAUUAGCCUGCAAACACAACCUCUGCAUAAUACCAUUUGGCGGAGGGACGAGUGUAUCUAGUGCCCUUGAAUGUCCUGAAGAAGAAAAAAGAACAAUUGUCUCACUGGAUACAUCACAAAUGAAUCGAAUUCUCUGGAUAGAUGAGAAAAACUUAACAGCUUGUGUGGAAGCUGGCAUUGUUGGUCAAGAUCUGGAAAACCAGCUUGCUGAAAGUGGCUUCUGUACAGGCCAUGAACCAGACUCCAUGGAGUUCAGCUCACUAGGAGGAUGGGUAGCAACACGAGCAUCAGGCAUGAAAAAAACCAUCUAUGGAAAUAUUGAAGAUAUGGUGAUUCACAUAAAAAUGGUAACUCCUAGAGGAAUAGUAGAAAAAAACUGCCAAGUACCUCGCAUGUCAACAGGACCUGAUAUCCAUCACUUCAUUAUGGGAUCUGAAGGGACUCUUGGAGUGGUUACUGAAGUUACGAUAAAGAUUCGCCCAGUCCCUGAAUACCAGAAGUAUGGCUCUGUGGUCUUCCCUAACUUUGAACGAGGGGUGGCCUGCUUAAGGGAAGUGGCAAAGCAGAGAUGUGCUCCUGCAUCAAUUCGCCUUGUUGACAACGCACAGUUUCAGUUUGGUCAUGCUCUUAAACCACAAGUUGCUUCCAUUUUUACAUCAUUUUUGGAUGGACUGAAAAAAUUCUACAUCACAAAGUUUAAAGGAUUUGAUCCCAACAUACUGUGUGUAGCUACCUUGCUUUUUGAAGGUGACAGAGAGAAAGUUCUUCAGCAUGAAAAACAAGUCUAUGAUAUUGCCACCAAGUUUGGGGGCUUGGCAGCAGGAGAAGAUAAUGGACAGAGAGGAUAUAUGCUGACAUUUGUCAUUGCUUACCUUCGGGACCUGGGCCUGGAUUACUAUGUAAUAGGAGAAUCAUUUGAGACAUCUGUUCCUUGGGAUAGGGUUUUGGACCUUUGUAGGAACGUAAAAGAAAGGAUAGCAAGAGAAUGCAAAGAAAAGGGUGUUCAGUUUGCUCCUCUUUCCACCUGCAGGGUAACACAGACUUACGACGCAGGUGCAUGUGUCUACUUCUACUUUGCCUUUAACUACAGAGGAAUUAGCGAUCCUAUUCAUGUCUAUGAACAAAUUGAGAGGGCUGCUAGAGAAGAAAUACUUGCCAAUGGAGGUAGUCUGUCACAUCAUCAUGGAGUAGGCAAAUUGCGGAAGCGCUGGAUGAAGGAGAGCAUCUCUGAUGUUGGCCUGGGAAUGCUGAGAUCUGUUAAAGAAUAUGUGGACCCCAAUAACAUCUUUGGAAACAAAAACCUUUUAUAAAGCCCUGCACAAUAUGAUGUACUAAAACUUCUUCAAAAUUACUGUUGAAAAUCCUCCACUUUCAUUGUACUGAUAUCCCAGUAAUCAAAUAUAACAUAGACUAAAAACUAGUGACUUACUUCAAUUUUUUUUUGCUACCUUCUUCCCCUCCCCCCAAUAAAGUGUAAUCAUCACUGUUAA